This is a messenger RNA of Frankliniella occidentalis (western flower thrips), 1252 nucleotides long. RefSeq names its product glycine N-methyltransferase. Bases 113 to 1003 code for a protein of 296 amino acids. Lineage: Eukaryota; Metazoa; Arthropoda; Insecta; Thysanoptera; Thripidae. Gene Ontology annotation, biological process: regulation of gluconeogenesis; S-adenosylmethionine metabolic process; protein homotetramerization. The transcript has 5 exons. Gene Ontology annotation, molecular function: S-adenosyl-L-methionine binding; glycine binding; identical protein binding. The record is from RefSeq and is a predicted model, not a curated record. Gene Ontology annotation, cellular component: cytosol.
GCGGGGCGGGAAGGCCCCACCAUAAGAAGAGGCCCGCUUCGGCGCCGGUCACCAGACGGCAGCGCCCCAUUUGACAGCACGCACCCGUCAGCACCACCCACAGCAACCAAAGAUGGCCGACGGCGUGUUCCGCACCCGCUCCCUGGGGCUGCCCGCCGAGGGCGUCCGGGACCAGUACGCCGACGGGCGCGCCGCCAAGGUGUGGGAGGUGUUCAUCGGCGACAAGAAGUCCCGCACGCGCCACUACAAGGACUUCCUCGUCGGCUUGCUGCGCCGCCGGGGCUGCCGCCGCAUCCUGGACGUAGCCGCCGGCACGGGCAUCGACUCCGUCAUGCUGCUCGAGGAGGGCUUCGAGGUCGUGUCCGUGGACGCCUCCGACAAGAUGCUCAAGCAGGCGUUCAAGACGCGCUGGGAGCGGCGGCGGGACCCGGCCUUCGACAACUGGGUGAUCGAGGAGGCCAACUGGCUCACCCUGACGGACGACAUCAGCGAGCACAUCGGCGACGGCUUCGACGCCGUCAUCUGCCUCGGCAACUCGUUCGCCCACAUGAUGGACACGACGGGCGACCAGCGAGACCAAAAGAAGGCGCUGUCCAACUUCGAGCAGUGCGUGAAGCCCGGCGGCCUGCUGCUCAUCGACCACCGCAACUUCGACUACAUCCUGGACAACGGGUCGACGCCCGCGCGCUCCAUCUACUACAACUGCAAGCACACGACCGACAUCCGCACGUCCAUCCUGUACGUGGGCAAUCAGCCCGCCAUCGUCACCAUGGACUACCUCAUCGACGUGUCCGGCCUCAACGACAAGGAGUCCAGGCGCAUCGAAGAGCCCGUCAGUGAGUUUCGUUUGUGCUACUACCCCCACCGCCUGAAGGUCUUCACCCAGAUGCUGGACCGCAUCAUCCCAUACGCCAGCGAACACGUAAUAUUUGCAGACUUCAAACACAUGGAGGAAGUGGAGGACCCAGCCUUCUACAUUCAUCUCCUGCAGAAGGCACGGUGAAAACAUAGUUUGUACUUCUCAAUCUCAAUACAUUCAGAUUAUAGUUGAGAGCUUUGUAUGAAAUAUUAGUUUGCCAAAAUGAUAUUUAAUGGCAUAAAGAAUGGUACAAAUAAGCUCAAGUUGUGAUAUUUUCUAUGUUAGUUUAAGUGCACAUCCACAUUAAUAUUUAGAUUAUUUAUGCUUUAAGUCUUGUAAUAUACUGAAUUAUCGAUACAUAGCAUGAAAUAAAAUAAUUCACUUUAUCACUUA